AUGCGCUGUCCGCCCGCGUUUCUUCCCCGGCAGAACGCGGAGGCGCUGCUGUCGCUUGGCGCGCUGCAGCUGUUGCUGCCGCUCGCGCAGGACAGCAUGGCGUCCGUGCGAUCCGCUGCGACGCUGUCGCUGGGUCGCCUUGCGAAUGUGUCGCAUACGUGGUCGCACCACCUCGUGCAGCACAACGUGCUGCCGUCGCUCUGCAAAGCGCUCACCGGCACCAAUCGCCACCACAAGCGCGCAGCAGCAUAUCUAGUCAAGGCCGUGUCGCGCCACGCUGGCGCUGAGCUGGCAGAGGCGGGCGUGCUGCCGUUGCUGACGGAGUGCCUUCUGGAUGCCAUGCUGGCGGUGCGGGAGACUGCUGCGUGCGCAUUGGGCCACGUGGCGAAGCACAGCGGUGACCUGGCGAUGAGAGUGGUUGAGACGGGUGCAGUGCGGUUGCUGGUGACAUGCCUUCAGGACGAGGCUGUAGCGCGGAUAGCCCUCUCAGUGCUGACUGACGUGGCACGCCACUCGCUGCUGCAUGCUACAGCCGUGGCCGAUGCGGGCGGCAUUACCGCCGCCGUCUCUCUGUUGGGAUCACCUGACGUCAAGACAAGGCGUCAGGUCUGCGUCUGCCUUUCUACCAUCGCCAGGCACUCUGAAUCCCUCGCCCUGCAAGUGUUGGACCAACCAGGAGCAUCUCGCCUGCUGCUCUGCCUGCACGACUCAUCCCCUUCCCUGCGGGCGUCAGCAGCAGCGGCGGUGAGGGAGGUGGCGAGGCAGGGACCGGCAGCAGCAGGCCGGCUGGUGGGCAUGGGGGGCAUUGGGCCGCUGCUGGAUGCUGUAGGCACGUGGAGGGACGAAGGGGAGGGGGAGGGCAUGACCAAAGGCUCCGCCAAGGUUUCAGGUCAGGGCAUCAGCAGCAGCGACGGAGAGGAAAGGGCAGCAGCAGGCAGGCUGGUGGGCAUGGGGGGCAUCGGGCUGCUGCUGGAUGCUGUGGGCACGUGGAGGGAUGCAGGGGAAGGGGAGGGAGCAGGGGAGGGGAAGGGGAUGACGAGAGGCUCUGUGGUGGUGGCCCUCGGCUUCCUCGCAGCUUCCUCCCCCGAUGCAGCGCUGGCAGUGGUGGCAUCGGACGGCAUAUCCCCGCUGCAGGAUCUCAUAGUGGAGGGCGACGCUGACGUCACCCUCAAAGGGGCCUGCGCGUGGGCGCUCUCCCAGAUGGCUUCCCAUGGUCCCAACCAUGCCAAUCCCGUGGCAGGCAGUGGAGUGCGGGCUGCCAUAGUAACAGCAUCCACAGUCCCAACCAUGCCAAUCCCGUGGCAGGCAGUGGAUCCCAACCAUGCCAAUCCCGUGGCAGGCAGUGGAGUGCGGGCUGCCAUAGUAACAGCAUCCACAGUCCCAACCAUGCCAAUCCCGUGGCAGGCAGUGGAUCCCAACCAUGCCAAUCCCGUGGCAGGCAGUGGAGUGCGGGCUGCCAUAGUAACAGCAUCCACAGUCCCAACCAUGCCAAUCCCGUGGCAGGCAGUGGAUCCCAACCAUGCCAAUCCCGUGGCAGGCAGUGGAGUGCGGGCUGCCAUAGUAACAGCAUCCACAGUCCCAACCAUGCCAAUCCCGUGGCAGGCAGUGGAUCCCAACCAUGCCAAUCCCGUGGCAGGCAGUGGAGUGCGGGCUGCCAUAGUAACAGCAUCCACAGUCCCAACCAUGCCAAUCCCGUGGCAGGCAGUGGAUCCCAACCAUGCCAAUCCCGUGGCAGGCAGUGGAGUGCGGGCUGCCAUAGUAACAGCAUCCACAGUCCCAACCAUGCCAAUCCCGUGGCAGGCAGUGGAUCCCAGCCACGCCAAGGCCGUGGCAGACAGUGGGGUGUUGAUCGACAUGGUAACAGCAGCCACCGUUCACCUCCCUGCUCCCGAACCUGUUGCCGGGCCUGCCGCUGCUGCUAUGGUGGAUGGUGCGGAGGCUCGGAAGCGCUUGGUGCAGGCAGUGAAGGAUGUGGUGGUCCGGGUGAAUGACAUCGAAGCGCUUGAUGCGCUGCUGCAGUGGACUAAGCUGCCGGACGGCAUACUGGAGUCUGUCCUGCAUCGCAUGUCUGUAGUGCUCGCUAAAGACAAUGCCUGCCGCCCAGCCUUCCUCGCGUCGAACGGCUUCACUCGUCUGCAGCGCCUGCUACAGCUGGCAGAGGCAAAAAGAGCCGCUGCUGCUGCCGACGCCGCUGCAAACGCAGCUACCGCCGCCGCUGCUGCUGACAGUGCUAAUGCAGAGAGCCCAGGAGACCGGGCGGCAAAGGUGACCCGAUUUGAUCCUGCCUCAGUGCGUUGCAUAGAGGGCGGCGUGGAUUGGGACCUAGUGGAGGACCACGUGUCAUCUAUCAACUCUCUCUUCCCCUUUGAAGUCUCCCGUUUCUACUCAGCAGACUACCAGCAGCACCUCCUACAGAAGCUCUCAGACAGCGUCAAGCCGGAGUGGGCUGCGAUAGCUACGGCCGCUGCUAGCCCCCGAGCCAUGUCGAUCAAGGCUCGGGAAGGCAGGUUCGUGAGGGGCGGGAGGAGGCCGGUUGAUGUGGAGGAGGUGGGGAGAGGCGGGUGGGAGGCUCCUGAUUUGGGACCUGUGAUGGAGGAGGAAGGGGAGGGGCAGGAGGACGGGGGAGAAGAAGAGGAGGGUGGGGAGGAGGUGGAGGGGGAGAUGGGGGAAGGAGGAACGGGCGGGGAGGGUGAGAGUGAUGGGGAGGGGGGGUGGGGGGGUGAUGGGGAUGGAGGGGUGCAGCUGAUGCAGGGGAGUGGGGCGGGUAAAGAGAAGAGGGACAAUGCAGCAGUGGAAGUAGUGACGGGCAGCACUCCACAUGAGGUGGGGGGUGGUGGUGGUGGCGUGGAGCAUACGGGGGUGGAGGAUUGUGGGUCUCGGGUGCAGAAACACCACAGUGUGUUGACCAGUGAUGAGGGGUGUGGGGCUGGUGAGGAGAGAAGAGCCGAUGCAGCAAUGAAUGUAGGGAAGGGCAGCACUCGGCAUGAGGUGGUGGAUGGUGGUGGUGAAGUGGUGGAGCGUGUGGGGAUGGGAGAUGGUGAAGGGGUGCUGAAGGAUGGUGGUAGCGGGGAGGCGAAGGACGGAAAUGGGGGAAUGCUGCUGAAGGAUGGGAAUGAGGGGAUGACAGUGGACAUUAUAUCGGCGAUUGAGUUCGAUCGUAGCGGCGAGCACCUGGCGACGGGCGACAGAGGCGGGCGAGUGGUGCUGUUUGACCGCAUUGACCUGCGCGACGCGCGGGGUCGGCGGGAGAUGGAAGCGAGCGACUACCCCCCCGCUGCGCACCAGCAGAUCGACUACCGCUACUCCACCGAGUUCCAGAGCCACGAGCCCGAGUUCGACUACCUGAAAUCGCUGGAGAUAGAGGAGAAGAUAAACAAGAUCCGGUGGGUGAACUCCUCCCAGGGCGCGCUGUACGUGCUCUCCACCAAUGACAAGACCAUCAAGCUCUGGCGCGUCACGGAGCGCCGCGUCAAGGCCGUCUCGCAGUUCAACUGCCCGCCCCGCACAGCCGCCGACUACCUCGCCUCCGCCAACGCGCCAGCCGACCCAGCAGCAGCAGAUGCGCUCCCCACGCCCCCUGUGUCAGUGCCUGGCGGGCCACAGAUCAACCCGCGGUACCUCCCGCGCCCUGGGUCGCUGUCUGCUGCGUCGGCUACGGCCAGAGCGGUGGCUGCUGGCGCUGGAGCGGUGCUGAACGGUGUGGGCGAGGGCAUGGAGCUGGAUUUCCCUCCUGGAGGGUUUCCUCAACUGCGCCUCCCUGCUGUGGUGUCAACUAACGAGACCACGCUGGUGGCGCGGUGCCGCCGUGUCUUCUCCAACGCGCACGCCUACCACAUAAACUCCAUCUCCUGCAACAGCGACCGGGAGACGUUCAUAUCAGCGGACGACCUGAGGGUGAACCUGUGGAACCUGGAGAACAACUCGCAGAGCUUCAAUGUGGUGGACAUCAAACCCGCUAACAUGGAGGACCUCACAGAGGUGAUAACGUGUGCGGAGUUCCACCCAUCGCACUGCCACUCGCUCGCCUACUCCACGUCCAAGGGCACCAUCCGCCUCAUUGACAUGCGCCAGUCCGCCCUCUGCGACCAACACUCCAAGCUCUUCGAGGAGCAGGAACCCCCCGGCAACCGCUCUUUCUUCUCGGAAAUCAUCGCAUCCAUCAGCGAUGUCAAGUUCUCCAAUGACGGCCGCUACAUCUUUAGUCGCGACUACAUGACCGUCAAGCUGUGGGACAUUCACAUGGAAGCGCAACCGCUGGGAACGUUCAAAGUGCACGAGUUCCUGCGACCCAAGCUGUGCGACCUGUAUGAGAACGACUGCAUAUUUGACAAGUUCGAGUGCACACCCAGCGGGGACGGGUUGCGAUGCGCCUCUGGCUCCUACAGCAAUCUGUUUCGGGUGUUUGGAGUGGUGCCAGGGAGUGACGAGGCCUCGCUGCUCGAGUCCUCUAAAACACCAAACAGUCCUUCUAUUGGCCGGCCACGGUCACUUGAACUUUCUGAUUUCUCCCGUGUGGUUAUGGCAGAAGCGGUGGAUUCCAUGGAUCCCAACGGCAUGCAGCAUGACUUUUCUUCAAAGCUGUUGCACCUUGCAUGGCAUCCCAAGGCCAACCUCAUUGCCUGUGCCGCCUCCAACUCCCUCUACAUGUAUUAUGCCUGA
Messenger RNA from Closterium sp. NIES-65, 4659 nucleotides. The record is from the annotation of a GenBank genome assembly. Lineage: Eukaryota; Viridiplantae; Streptophyta; Zygnematophyceae; Desmidiales; Closteriaceae.